Molecule: messenger RNA, 4311 nt
Organism: Aureobasidium subglaciale EXF-2481
Lineage: Eukaryota; Fungi; Ascomycota; Dothideomycetes; Dothideales; Saccotheciaceae
Exons: 1
Coding region: 240-3929 (1229 amino acids)
Source: RefSeq, a predicted model, not a curated record
UUUUGACCCUAGUCCCAAUUAUAAAGUCUUGAUACGCAUACUUGCAUCACACGGUAGCCGACCUCAGAUUUAUGUUACAAACGGAACAACCUGCUUUGUCCGAAACACCAGAGUCGCACAUGCGUUGCUUUCGAACAUUAGAAGGAGAUAUCAAUCUCACGGCAUCGCCGGGCUUUUGUUUGUCUGAUCGCAGUCGAGGCUGGAAGUUUCCCUCGGCUUGAAACAAGAUCUGCGAGGCCAUGUCACAGUCAAACCGUGAAGCACGUCGCGAAGUACGCCGAGCAGAGUCUCCUCCCAACCCACGAGAGCGCCGCCGUCGUCGAUUGAAUUCUUCGACUGAUCACACGCGUCCGACUGGUUUUGUUACGCCUUGGCUUGAGCAACAAGACUUGUCACGGCCAACUGCGCAUGCGCAAACAACAAUAAACCUAACAAACUUACGCACACCACACUCUGCCCAACAGUUUCACCUCUGGGCAAAUUCACGCUUUCUCGAACAAAUGGAUCAAGUACCUUCGUAUAGCCAUCACCUCUGGGGUCAGACCGUGUCGUUGGACAGUCAAGAUGCUGGUCCGUCUUCGGUAGUGCACCCGCGUAAUGUUGAUUUUGAUACCGACGAUUUCUCAAUCCUCCCUCGCGGUGAUCGUUCUAUUGACUCUCGACGUCACGGACCUCUUUUGAGCUUGGAUCAAAUCGUCUCCAACAAGAAACAGCCUGCAUCCGCGCUCAAUGGAUUGCCAGCUUCCUCGGCAGCCGACAGCGACGAUUCACCCUCUGACUGCAGCGAAAGCGCACAAGACAAUGCUCCUCCACCACCUUCUCCUCAAGGUGGGUGGCUGAACUCAUACACCGCUAGCAAUGACUCAUUUUGGUAUGAUCGGAUCAGACCUCGUGACGAAACGAUGUCUCAAGCUGGUGCUAGUCGUGGAGGUCACGCAGGCUUUCCCACCUAUGGAAGUCAUCCUUAUGAAUUCACCAACCCACAUUAUCAAGUUGCUUCACCAUACACAGCCGAAGGUGCAUCUCAAAGCGCACGCAAUGUUGAACUUCGCCGCUUGAUGGAAGAUCAGGAAAGCUCUGCGGACAGAUCAACAUGUCCUGUGAACCCUGCAAUUCUUCUUGCAUACCAGCUGGAUCGCAACAGUCCUCAGCCUGCUUUACGCUUUCUGCCAUUCGUUCCCGAAUCUCAAACGAACAACCACAAAGCCAGAAACAAGCGUUACAUGAUCCAACCUUCGCAUAAGCAACGCAUGGAUGCUGCACAAUUGAUGGCAAGGAGGGCGAAUUGGAUUCCUGGGGAAUUUCCUGUCGAGCUCUUCGAACUCAUCACUCAGCAUUUAUCUCGUGAUGACAUCAAGUCGAUGCGUCUGGUCAACAAGGAAUUCGAGCUCGGUGUCUCACAUUCUUUGUUUGACACGGUGGUUGUUCCCUUCAAUACCGAGCUCUACGACAUGAUCGAGCAGAAAGCCGUCAAGCGCGACAUGAAGGGCAAGCGUAGAGCUGAUGAUCCCGUCAAUAACUUUAUCGACCUGGAUCCCGGUUCACUGCUUUGGAAGAAUGCUCUAGACGACACAGAAGACAAGGUCUAUCGCGGCCACGGUCUUAAAGUCUUCGAAGGCUUUGGUGGUCAUAUCCGUCGCUUCGGCAUGAGCUUUGAGAUCAAAGAACAAGCACUUCAAAACCCGCCUCAGAAGAAUCAACUCGACCGACACGAAAGCUACUUCGGUUGCUACGAAUGGCCAUCACAGGAGUAUACGCGCUACGAACAGCUUGCUGGACUCGAACGUACAGCAGAUGAGACUUCUCAGAUGAAGCUAGCCUUCUCACACUUGUCCAAGGUGCAGCAGCUUGCACUCUCUAUGGACAGCGGUCUCGGAUGGAUGAACGGACCCGAUAAAUCAUUGCGCAGCCUGAUCCUGCAGCACCCCUCUCCUCUGUUCGGCUGUUCACACGGCGUAGUAGACGCACAACAGCAGGAGCGUAUCCGACUGUGGGAGUCUAUCGAAGCUGCACACGGCCGACUGGAUGCUCUGGAAGAUCUGAAAGAGGGCUAUCUCGAACGCUCGAACCUAGAAGAGAAUUUCUUCCACCGCUCUCCCUUCUCGACAACCCCUUACGCUUCCCCUAGCGCAUGGGCAACUGCUCCAGCUAGCGCUGUGGCUUCAGCUAUCCCUGACGUUCUCGAUGGUAACGACAAUGCUGCUUUGGAGACAGGAGUGUUUUACAUCAAUUCAUACGAAUCGCGCGAUAGCCCAUCGCAAUCCACCGAAGGUCAAAGAGCAGACAUCAUAAAGAGGAUCGACAAGUUCAGCCCAGCCAAUCUAGACAACCAUCAAAAAGAGUGGCUGCUCGAGGCUGAGUGGGCACAGAGAGCAUUCCUCACCACGUACCUGCUUGGCGUCGUUGACAACAGCUCAGUUUUUGACAAGGUGUCAGUCUUGAACUUCCGUAUUUCCAGCCACCUUGUACCCUUACUAUCUCGGCACGACUUUUGGACCGCUCUGCCUAAGUUGGUGGAAAUCACACUUGCCGUGAUUCCUGACUGGCGCACUGUAGAGCGUGACGACGCUGGUGUGGUUGAGACCAAAGACAUCGAUCCCUCGAUCGCUGUUGACAAGACAUACGAUCUGCUUCAGGCCUUCAUCGGAGUCAGAUCUAACAUCACUAAGUUGAACUUUGCUUGGGCGGCUGGCGGUGAACACGCUGAAGGCAUCUUCGCUCGCAAUCACCACAUAUUGCCUGCUCCAAUCACCAAUAUUGCACGCUCUACAGCCAUCGCCGUGAAGGACGAGGACCUGGUCGAUAUGCCGCAUGUCAAGGAUCUUACGUUCUCCAAUUGUUGGUUCACACCCAUCUCCAUAGUGAUGGUGGUCAAGAAGCUGCGCAAGGACUCUCUCAAAAAGAUCAAGUUUGAUUCAGUCUCGCUCACUGCGAUGCCUCGCGUCAAUGCCAACAAUCAGAAUCCGGUCAACGCGUUCCAGAAUCCUGCUCAGCCUCUUGUUCCGGGCAUGAUCGUGCUUGGUGGCAAUGCUGCUGCUCAAUUCGGAGCUCAAGUAUGGCAAGGUCCGCCUCCCGGUACGCCGGUCGACCAGUGGGCUCUGAUCAUGUCGCAGGGUCUGAAUACUCUACUGCAGCAACAGGGUAUAGCAAUACACCAUGUCCCUCAAAUCUGGACCAAUCAUCCGAUGGGAUUGACACUGCAGCAGAUUCAUGGUAUCUUGGCCGGUCUGAGUGGUGGAAUCGCACAUAACAACAAUCCUAUGGUCCAGCCCGGAACGCUCUACCAGCUGCCGUUACAGCAACAGCAACAGCUUCAGGAUGGUGGCGCUCAGUUCCAGCAUUUGGCACUUAUGGCGCAUCCUAAUCAACCACCUCUUGCACUUGGCACCUGGCAAAUGCCACCUCAACCUGUAGCUCAAGCUCUGCCUACUCCCACCAAUACGCCUUGGUAUGAUGGACAUCGCUCUGGCUCAUGGGUCAAAGUGAUUGAUACAAUAAGCCCUGGACCCAGGCUCGAGAUGUACGAACCUCGCGACGAGUUCGAUCCGGAGCCUGCGCGACGCAAGAAAGGACUAGCAGCGGCCGAGUUCAAGUCGUGCGGCUACGUGCAGCUUCGUACUCCCACUUUCGACCAGAACAACGUUGAAGCACCUGUUCCUCACCGCAUGAGCCGCCACUUCUCGCGUCGCCAGAGCCUUUUGUCAUCAGCCAUGCUCUCAACCCAAGACAAGUUGAUCGGAACUAUUGUCCAGCACAUGUCGGAGCACGAGUCGGACGCUCUCCGCAACGCGUGGGGCAUGUCGAUGGCUUGGGACGAUGCAAAGCUCGCCGAAGAGGCAGAGUACGAUGGCUACCUUGCUGGAGGUACUGGACGUUUCUCAGGAAGUGUGACCAAGGAUUCUCCCAUCCAGGAGGCUUACACCGCUUAACAUUCUUGAGUCUCGAUUGAGCGACUAUCUGCUUUCUUUUCGUUAUCAUUGGAGACGGGCGUUCGUUUUGAUUGUUGGUUGACGAUUGUCACCAAUGUUUUUGUUUUUCUGUUUUUUCUCAUCAUGGCGAAGUACGAAGAGAGAAGAAUGCUGGACGGCGUCGCAGAUUCUGGCUGGCACUGGAAGGAUAACGGCGUUGACAUGGCACAAGAUUGGGAGCAGCAGACUCUGACUGGCAGAAUGAGAUGUGGAUACAUGAAACCCCCCUAAAGAUAGAAUGAAUUCCUAAUGAAAAUUGUAUUGAGUAUUGUAAGCAACAAGUCCGACUUAUAAGCCUUGAAGACGAGAGUAGGAAUGGUUGCGAGCAUAUGCGUCGGUAGGA